Messenger RNA from Artibeus jamaicensis (Jamaican fruit-eating bat), 2260 nucleotides. It is a transcript of the gene UBE2G2, whose product is annotated as ubiquitin conjugating enzyme E2 G2. The transcript is spliced from 6 exons. The coding region runs from base 94 to 591 and encodes 165 amino acids. The record is from RefSeq and is a predicted model, not a curated record. Gene Ontology annotation, cellular component: endoplasmic reticulum; cytosol. NCBI's taxonomy places the organism in Eukaryota, Metazoa, Chordata, Mammalia, Chiroptera, Phyllostomidae.
GCUUCGGCGCCCCAGCUGCAACCCGGAAGCAACCGCGUUGUCUGGCGGGCAGUGACGAGCUCUUGGGACCGACUGCACUGUUUUGCCCAGACGAUGGCCGGGACGGCGCUCAAGAGGCUAAUGGCGGAGUACAAACAAUUGACACUGAAUCCUCCGGAAGGAAUUGUGGCAGGCCCCAUGAAUGAAGAGAAUUUUUUUGAAUGGGAGGCAUUGAUCAUGGGCCCAGAAGACACUUGCUUUGAGUUUGGAGUGUUUCCUGCCAUCCUGAGUUUUCCACUUGAUUACCCGCUGAGUCCCCCAAAGAUGAGAUUCACCUGCGAGAUGUUCCAUCCCAACAUCUACCCUGAUGGCAGAGUCUGCAUUUCCAUCCUCCACGCGCCGGGCGACGAUCCCAUGGGCUACGAGAGCAGCGCUGAGAGGUGGAGCCCGGUGCAGAGCGUGGAGAAGAUCCUCCUGUCGGUGGUGAGCAUGCUGGCAGAGCCCAAUGACGAAAGUGGAGCUAAUGUGGAUGCCUCCAAAAUGUGGCGGGAUGACCGGGAGCAGUUUUACAAGAUCGCCAAGCAGAUCGUGCAGAAGUCUCUGGGGCUCUAGGGCCCCACCCAUGUGUGUGUGCACGUGCCACCGAGCAGUCUCCAGUGUUUCUCCUCCAGGACACUUAGUGACAGUGACACUCUGUGCUGGUACCAAAAAAGGCAAGCUUGCAGAACCGCAGCUCUGGUCUUCUUUGCCACCUCUCCCACCCCAAACAGGCUUCUCUUCUGAAAUUACAACUUCUGUAGAAUAAUGACAAUUGAAUGCAGCUUUAGAGCGUUCCGGCAAGGUGAUUCAGGCAGAUUGUCAGGCCGGCACCACUACCUCUCUCAGCUGGGCGCUUGUGCACCGCACAGUUACAGCUUCCCGCCCCUCCCGAGGGCUGGGGAGGAUGCGUGUUAGCCUUCCGGGGACCGGAACCAGUAAUGCUCCCUCCGAAGGACUGGGGCCUAGUGCCGAGGCAGAGGCCAGGCAGGCGCCCCUGCAGGUCCCCCCGGCUCCCCGUGCACCCCAGGAGCAGUGUGCUGCUGCUGCAGUGUGGUCUCUUACCAUGGUCUCUUACCAGCAGGUGUUUUUCUUACGACCCAGUCCCAUCUUCUUCAUUUGUUACGCAUUUCCAACCUACCACAGUUAGAAAUACUUCCAGGAAAUAGACUUUUCAAUUGUGGACUGAUGAACAGUGGGCAUGUGCAGAAGCUCGCUGCUAACCACACAGACCAGUGGUCUUUCCCGGUCACAUUUAUCAAAGAACACAGCCGUGUCUCAGUUACCAAUUCAGGAAAAAUGUGGGACUGAAAGGUUUAGUCACAGUUUCUUCUGGAACUACAGGAGUUUGUCUUUCCCAUUCUCAAAACUGGGGUGUUACAGGCUUUUGGACAUGCUUGGUCUCAGCAGGAACUGUUAACUACUAGGGCAGAAUUGUUCUUUGCAACUUGGAGUUGGCAGGGAUCCAUUGUUAGUGCAGUGCAGAGGCGUGCCUUACCUCCAAACUCGACCGGCGCCCGUGGAAGUGUGGCACGCCAGGCCCUCGCCCUGUGGGCACAAACCACGUGCUUGUGGUUUGUGGUUUUGAUGCGGUCGGCCUUCAAUGUAGGCGGCUCAGCAGCGUGAUGCCGGGGUCCACUAUGAGCAAUAACAGAUUUGUUGCAUGCAGAAUCACACAUUCGGCCUGCUUCAAACAGGUUACAUUUAAAUAGGAUUUAUAUUUUUGAAAUAAGGGACAGCCUCCAAGACAUAGAAUAGAUUUUACUGUAAUUUCUCCUCCCCUUUCACGUUGUGUCUGGCGGACGGGCGUGGCUUCUGCUGUGCUGCCACCUCACGUGAUGUCUUGGGUUGGCGAGUUCUGGCUGAAGGGUUCCGUAUUGGGCCUCGGUGGAAACCAGGGUCUCUCCUUCUCAGAGGGCAUCUUUUAAGGUUGGGAAUUCAGUACAGGACCUGCUUUUGGAAGGGGAGGAAAGGAGACAUAUUCACCUAAGCCGUAUUUGCAGGCCCAUUUAUAGGAGGCAGAGCCCUCUCCACGGAGAGGAAAAGCAGUGGGGACGUGGUGUGUGGACACGGCAGGAGCGUGGGCAUUGCAGCCACAUCAAUAGUGGCCACGGGGGCUUCCAUGAAAUCUGGAGGAAGAAGGGAGGCGGUCUUUUGCAAAACAAAGUAUUUUUAUUAGUUUGUAUUUAUUAAAUGGAAAAGAGAGAAUCCCCUGGUUAAAAAUAAAGUUAUAUAUUUUUCCCCA